This is a messenger RNA of Chelonia mydas (Green sea turtle), 1601 nucleotides long. Its product is annotated as zinc finger protein with KRAB and SCAN domains 8-like. The coding region runs from base 1091 to 1549 and encodes 152 amino acids. The transcript has 2 exons. Lineage: Eukaryota; Metazoa; Chordata; Testudines; Cheloniidae. The record is from RefSeq and is a predicted model, not a curated record.
GCUUAUCUUUUUCCAUGUUGAAUGUAGCAUUCAUUAAAGACUGUGAGUUUCAGUAUAUUUAUAUUAGGCAUUUCAGAGGAUGUGUUGCAAAAUUAUUUUUACAUAUAAUACCAGGGCUGAGAAAAGAACCAGAAAAGACUGUGAAGGAAGAUAUUUAUAUAAAAAGGACUUUCAAUUUAACCAUCCACUAAAAAGAUUUUCAAAUUCCUAAGGAAGUAUGACAGCUCACUGGACAAGUAGAGUUGGCAAAUCCUGCGUUUUAAGUUUUGAAUGGUUUUUUACUUUUGAUUUUUUUUUUUAUUUCAAGAGAGUUUGUCAAGAUUCACAAACACAGAAUGUAACCCUUUCCCUGCUGGACCAGUACCUUACCUGAUGUUUUCCUGUCCAAUCAAAAUCCAUGUUCAGAUAGGGUACUGUGACAAGGUGCUGGGCUGGAAUUGCUGAGCCAGCCUUCUGUCAUGCCAGCUCCCAUUAAGGGAUGUAAAUUGGAGCUGGCUAGAGAAACCUGUGCCUGAUUGGCAAAGGGGAAACAGCUGUUAGCUUGGUUAGCCUGGGGCUGCAUAAAAGCCUCAGGGGAAGGAAGUCAAGGGGAGCAGACAGGAGGAGAAAAGCCAGAGAGUGGAAACUUGCCUUUCCUGGCUGGGAAGUCCUUUAGACUGAAACCCCCAAGCUGUAUGGGGUGAGAAGGUGGUGGGAAUUGCACCCUGUAUAUAAAUUGCACCAGUGAUUGCUGAACCAAGAGUCUCUGAGUGGUUUUCGGAGCAGGGCAGAGGCAGGAGUAAAGGGGGCCCUGUUACAUGUGGAGGCAUGUCUGGGAUCCUGAGCCAGUGCAAGAGUUUGGUGACCUGGAGAUGGAGGACACCCUGCAAUGGCUGGUGAAACAGCAGGAGGAGAUGCAGAAGGCUAUGCAAAGCCUUCAGCAAUCCCACCAGGUGGAAAGGCAGGUCUUACUUACCCGGCAGGCUGAGCAGCAGAAAAGCCUGCAGGACUUCAUAUGGGAGCAGGCCACCAUACAACAGAAGCUCCUGCAGAGGAUGGUGAGUCCCACAGGGGGGAUGGCACCUAGGCGCUGGGCAUAGAACUAUGUAAGAUGGGCCCGGCAGAUGACCCAGAUGUGAUCCUCUGCACCUUUGAGCAGGUAGCCAUGGGGGCUGGAUGGGAUAGGGCAACCUGGGCCCUGUGGUUGGCUCCCUAUCUGGCAGGCAAAGUCCAAGUGACCUACAUUGCCCUGAGUGAAGAGCAGGGCUGGAAUUAUGAUGCGGUAAAGGAGGCUGUUGUGGAUUGGGUGUGGCUGUUCUCCGAGAAGUACCACCAGAAGUUCCGGUCAGCAAGGUGGACAGGGGGUUUGCAGCCCUGGCCGUUUGCCCAAAGGUUGAUGGACUGGGUCACCCACUGGCUGAAACCCAGCACCCAGACAGUGUGGGAGAUUGUGGACAUGCUGGUCCUAGAACAGUUUCUACAGGGCCUCCCCGAGAGCAUCCAGGAGCUCUUUGAUAUGACUGUCAUGCAAUCAUCAUAUUCUGUGAGCAGGGAACCUUUCAGAAUAUAGGACUACCCUACUGAAUCUAGGCCCCGAAACUUGAUAAAACUGGGAACGUUAA